Maylandia zebra (zebra mbuna) is the source of this 4932-nucleotide messenger RNA. RefSeq names its product catenin delta-1. NCBI's taxonomy places the organism in Eukaryota, Metazoa, Chordata, Actinopteri, Cichliformes, Cichlidae. The record is from RefSeq and is a predicted model, not a curated record. Gene Ontology annotation, biological process: cell-cell adhesion. Gene Ontology annotation, molecular function: protein binding. Gene Ontology annotation, cellular component: adherens junction; plasma membrane; cytoplasm.
UUACCAUAUGGCUGCGUGUGCUGGGGGUCGCGUUUUUCCCCCCUCCAUCAAAUUAUGGGUGCACUGCAGCGCUGGCAAGGAGUGGUCACAGCAUCGACUCUCUACGGCUAGCUAACGAUGCUAACGUAAAGUUCAAAUCGAGACCCUCUAUUGCUCGCCGUGCAGGACUCAAACAAGCCUUUGGUGCCAGGAGAUAAAACAAAGAAAGCCGUCAGACCUGACUGUGAAGGACGCUUUAACCGAAUAUUCCCGUGCCUAAUCUGUUUUUGCUACCCUAACGCUAGCCUGGCUAUUUUUUGGCAGCGAUCUGGGACGGCUAUGUGGGUUAUUGUGAUGCUAACGCUGCAAGACAGCCAAACGAGGUCAUGCGGGUGCUGAGCGAGCAUUCACGCCAACUUGGGCUGAUUUGAUCUCCGGCGUUGUCAUUUAUUUGUGUAGUAGCGCUAGCGCAACUACAGAUCCAUUUCUACCUGCUUCUGGGGCUCGGUGGUUGGGUCACUUUCCACACAUGAACAACUAAAGCGCCACUUCUGAACUUGGUGUGAUCUCUCACCUCUUCUACCAAAACCUUGCCCACAGGUUAAGUGUGUAUGGAGCAGUGCGAGAGCGCAGCGGCUCUGCUGGAGUCGGUCAGGGAGCAGGAGGUGCAGUUUGAACAGCUGACCAGGGCGCUGGAGGAGGAGAGGAGGAGAGUGGGCCUCCCCGCCACUAGCCCCUCAACCUUGGGUCGUCCCCUCCCUCACACACAGAACGGGCGUUUAGGGGAUGCAGACAUAGAACGACUGAAGCUGACAGACACAUAUAUAAACGGCACACAGUACAGGAUGGUGGACCCUGCACAUGGCGCUCUAGAUGAGAGCUACACACCAGAGGAUGAAUCUCAGGAAGUGCAUUCAGUCUUUUCCGAAGAAGGAACCACGCGGCGGAUGGACAAUGGGAUGAAGAAACCGAUAUCGCGCACAGUCCUGCCUACUGAGUCAUUGUCCAUCGAUGGGGGCUUGUCAGUGCCUGGUAUGGGCGUCUACAGCGCCACAUUGGACCGUCCUUACAGGCAGCCUGGUGGAAUGGACUACCCCACUGCUACAGUACCCAGAAACUACCACUAUGGUCCUGUGGGUGGUUACGAUGACUAUCGCGGAGGUCUGCCAUCAGAGGCCUACGCUAGUCUGAGCAGGGGUUCACACAUGGAUGAUCGCUACAGGCCAAUGGAUGGCUACAGGACUCUGGACUCUGGCUACCGGGCUCCGAGCCGCCAGCAGCUCGACCCGUACGCAGCACAGCCCCAGGUGGGUCGGGGAAUGAGGGCCAUGGGCUCUGCGAUGGAGAUGCGGUAUGGGCACGGUCACUAUGGUUUGGAGGAUGAUCAACGGAGCAUGGGAUAUGAUGAAUAUGGAAUGGGGCCUCCACCUAUGCACCCUGGAGGCUAUGGUACCAUGCCACGCCUGGGACCGGGGCCUGGGGGUAUUGAUAGACGAAGACUGAGGAGCUGCGAGGACACUUUGGACAGUGACAUAGGCAGCGUUGAGCCAUACGCCUGGGCCGUCCCGAUGACAAUGGAGAGAGGAAGCAUGGCUUCUCUGGACAGCACAUUGAGAAAACCUCCUACUUCGUGGAGACAGCCAGAGCUUCCGGAGGUUAUCGCCAUGUUGAAUUACCGCCUGGAUCCUGUCAAGACCAACGCUGCUGCCUUCCUCCAGCACCUCACAUUCAAAAAUGACAAGGUUAAAUCAGAGGUGCGCCGCCUAAAGGGCAUCCCAGCUUUGGUGUCGAUGCUGGACCAUCCUAGUAAGGAUGUGCAUCACUCAGCCUGCGGGGCUCUGAAGAAUAUUUCAUAUGGACGAGACCAAGACAACAAAAUCGCCAUCAAGAACUGCGAUGGCGUACCUGCUCUGGUUAGAUUACUGAGGAAAACGCACAACCAGGAUCUCACAGACACUAUCACAGGCACCUUGUGGAACCUUUCAUCCCACGAUUCGGUUAAGAUGGAGAUUGUGGACCACGCCCUGCAUGCCCUAGUUGACGAGGUGAUUGUUCCACACUCAGGCUGGGAGAGAGGGAACAGCGGAGGAGGAGAAGAAAGCUGCAAACCACGCCAUAUGGAGUGGCAGACCGCCUUGACCAACACUGCUGGCUGCCUUAGGAAUGUGAGUUCAGAACGCAGCGAGGCCAGGCGAAAGCUGAGGGAAUGCACGGGGCUGGUGGAUUCACUUAUGUACAUGGUCCAGUCACAGAUCAACUGCAAAGAUGUGGACAAUAAGCUGGUGGAGAACUGCGUCUGCCUUCUGAGGAAUCUGUCCUAUCAGGUUCACCGUGAAAUCCCCGGCUCUGAACAAUACGCAGAGGCCAUACCUGUCAACCAGGGCCCAGCUCCAGCCAGUAAGGGCGGCUGCUUUGGCUCUAGAAAAGGCAAAGAUGAGUGGUUUUCCAAAGGAAAGAAGGAUGUAGAUGAUGGAAGUGCAGAUAUGGUUGAUAUUCCAAAGAGAACGACACCUGCCAGAGGUUAUGAGCUUUUGUUCCAGCCUGAAGUGGUUCGUGUUUACACGUCACUGCUCAAAGAGAGCCAGAACCCAUCAGUGCUCGAGGCUGCUGCCGGCGCCAUCCAGAACCUGUGUGCUGGCCGGUGGACUUAUGGUCGGUAUAUCAGGGCAAAGGUGCGUCAUGAGCAGGGACUCCCCAUGAUGGCAGAACUGCUGGCUCAUGGCAAUGAUCGUGUGGUUCGUGCAAUGUCUGGAGCUUUGAGGAAUCUUGCCAUUGACAACCGAAACUGUGAACUGCUAGGUUUGCAUGCAGUGCCUCACCUUGUGGCCAACCUGCCUGGAGCCCAGAAUCAGUCUGGGCGUAAUCUAUCCGAGGAGACAGUUGUGUCUGUACUGAGCACGCUCAGUGAGGUGCUAGGCAACAGAUUGGAGCCAGCAAAGGUCCUUCGAGAGAAACGAGGCAUCGAGAGCCUGGUGCUAAUCAACAAAGAUGGCAAGCGCUCUGAUCGCGAAGUGCGGGGGGCGAGCCAGGUCCUGCAGCUCGUCUGGGCUCACAAGGAACUGCGCCGACCUCUUGAGAAAGACGGCUGGAAGAAAACUGACUUCAUGGUUAACAUUAACCCAGGCACCACUACCACUAACGGCCCGAGCACUCGAGCUAACGGCACCUAUGAAGACAGCACUACACCCCUCCUGGACAGAGGGGAAAAGAGGGACAUGAUUCCCCUGAAUGACAUUGGCCCUGAGGCCUACUCUACACUGGACCAGAAAGAAAGGAGACACACUCUGGAUGAGACCACAGACACUUUACCGCGAGGGGUGUAUGGGGGCAGAAAGGGCUCCCUGCCUCUAUUGGACUCCUACGAUGAAAAACUGAUAGUUUGCAUCACCCAGACUGGGCCGUCCCUGCCCUACCACUGCUACUGAGGAGAGAAGAUCCAGACUCUCCCUCUCCUCACCCCUUCCUUUCCCCGUUUCUCUCUCUUAUCACCACACAAAUGGGAUCAAAACAUGGGGGCGGGGGGGUUGGCAUCCAAAGAAAGUGGUUGUGUUGCAGGCAAAGACUUUCAAGCAACACACACAUGCAAAUUCAGUUGUAGCAGCAGAAAUGUAUUCCGUUUAUAACUUAUAAUUAUUCUGUAAAGGCAAUCACCUUUGUUGACAAUCAUUUGAUUCUGGUGUUGUCCUCUGGCUUGCUUUUUUUUUUUUUUUUUUUUUCCUCUUGGCAAUUUUAUUGUCAUGUUACAGCCACCUGACAUUGGCCCUGAUAAGUUUGUAUUUAGACAUUUAAGUAGGGUAUAUACUGUAUAUAAAAAGAAAAGGGGGGUGACUGCAGUAGUUUUGGCUCAUUAAUUUAAUUAAUGGGAGGUUGGGACACACCGACAGCCCGCCCUGUAGAUUGAGAAUGUUUAUAUAGGAGUUAUUUUCCUGUCUAGAGUUAUUUUCUCUCAGUUGGGAUGACAAGAAAGGGCAGGUGUGUGUAUAUUUAUCAUACAGUAAACCUGUGGGUGUGUGUGCACGUGGAAAAUGAAUAUGGACCUUUUGAAUGAUUGUGUGUUGAUCCAGAUGACACCACAUGUUUUUCCAUCAGUUAUGCUUUUUUUUUUUUUUUUUUUUUUUUUUUUUUUUUUUUUUUUUUUUUUUUAAAUUGUGUGCUCCUCUUCCUGUGAUGAAGCUGUUCUUGUUUUGUUCCCUUUAUGUCCCUCCCCACAUGGAACAUUUAGGAGAAUUUCAGCUGCUUUAUUUUGGAUUUUCCUGUUUGGGUUUAGCCAACUAAACCAGCCAACACUUCAGACCUGGUACUGAGAUGAAGCUGUGAACAAACACUACUAAGCCACUAAAAUAUUUCGACAUACAGCUUCAGAAGGCCCUUAACCAUUCCUGUACACCUGCCUGUUCAUCUUUUUCUUUUUUUUUUCUUCUGGACCAGCUGAAGUGACUUUUUGGAAGAAAUUUAAAUAUAAAAUUCUGUAGCUGUUUUUUAUACAUGCUUGUCUGUAUUAAAACAUUUGGGAGGCUUCUGUACUCAGAGGAGACUCGAGUUUUAACAGGUUGGGAGAGAUACAGGUGUAAUUUAAACUGGGAGGCUGGCAGAAGGCACAUUUUGUUUUUUGGGUUUGUUUUUUUUGUAUUUCUUUGUGCGUCUGUUUCUUUUUAUUUUCUGGAGGUUUAUAUGUAUGGGAGUGGUGGAUGAGAGCAUUAUGCAAUUUGUUCUACUUUAUAAUUCCACUUUUACAUCAGAGUUGUUUUAAAGGCAAAAGAGACCAAUCAUCUUUUUGUUUUUGUUUUUUACUCUUCACACACAUAGUAUAUUUGUACUGUUGCCUAUCCAUGUAAAAUUAUGAUGUACCAUUCAUUACCUGCCUUGGCUCUGAGAAGUUGCUUUCGUUUUUUCUUUUUUCAGUGACGUAUGUAACUGGUUGUUUUUUAUAAAUAAAGAUCUUUUCCUAGACAA